AAAGCAAAACACUUCCCCAAAAUUACUCAGAACAGUUUCUACGAGUUUCGUUUCGGGUUUGGUUGAAACAUGGGAGCUUGUUUGGCUUUGUGCUCCAUCGCCAACUGCGCAUCAUGUCUGUGCAGUUCGGCCCCAUGUCUGCUGUCGGCGUGCUGCCCGGCGGCCUACAACUCCACCGUGUCCCGCCUGGUCUUCUCCUUCUUCCUGCUUUUGGGCACCAUGGUGUCGGUCAUCAUGAUCCUACCGGGCAUGGAGAGCCAACUCAAAAAGAUUCCCGGUUUCUGUGUGGGCGGUUCUUACAUCCCAGGCAUUGAGAACAAGGUGAACUGUGACGUGAUCGUGGGCUACAAGUCGGUGUACCGCAUGUGUUUCGCCAUGACGUGCUUCUUCUUCCUCUUCUCCGUCAUCAUGAUCCGUGUGCGCAGCAGCAAGGACCCCAGGGCGGCCAUCCAGAACGGAUUUUGGUUCUUCAAGUUCCUGAUACUGGUCGGGCUGACUGUAGGGGCGUUCUUCAUUCCCGAUGGAGCCUUCACUACUGUGUGGUACUACUUUGGUGUAGUGGGCUCCUUCAUCUUCAUCCUGAUCCAGCUCAUCCUGCUGGUGGACUUUGCCCACUCCUGGAACGAGCGAUGGGUGAGGAACGCUGAGGACGGCAGCAAGGGCUGGUAUGCAGCUCUGCUCACCUUCACGUUGCUGUUCUACGCUGCUGUGUUCACGGCUGUGGUUCUGUUCUACGUCUACUACACCCAGCCCGACGACUGUGCAGCACACAAGACCUUCAUCAGCCUCAACCUCAUCUUCAGCGUCAUCGUCUCCAUCGUGGCCAUCUUGCCCAAAGUGCAGGAGGCUCAGCCCAGCUCUGGCCUGCUGCAGGCCUCCAUGAUCUCUCUGUACACCAUGUAUCUCACCUGGUCUGCCAUGACCAACAACCCCAACCGUAACUGCAACCCCAGUCUCCUGAGUAUCGUGACCAACACCCCCGACACCCCCAGUCCGACUCCUGCCCCGGGGCAGACUCAGUGGUGGGAUGCCCAAAGCAUUGUGGGCCUGGUGCUCUUCCUCCUCUGCACUCUGUAUGCCAGUAUCCGGUCGUCGAGCAACAACCAGGUGAACAAGCUGAUGCAGACGGAGGAGACGCAGGGCCUGGCGGCGUCGGACGCGGAGGCCACGGGCGAGGACGGCGUGCGGAGAGCCGUGGACAACGAGGAGGAGGGCGUCACCUACAGCUACUCCUUCUUCCACUUCAGCCUCUGCCUGGCCUCGCUCUACAUCAUGAUGACCCUCACCAACUGGUACCAGCCUGACACAGACUAUGAUGCCAUGCAGAGCACCAUGCCAGCCGUGUGGGUGAAGAUCAGCUCCAGUUGGCUUGGCCUGGGCAUCUACCUCUGGACCCUCAUCGCCCCUCUGGUGCUCAGCGACCGAGACUUCAGCUAAGAAGUGUGGAAAACACACAGGUGUGUCCAUUUGAAAGGGUAGAGGAUUUUUAAUUGUUUUGAAUUAUGUCCUGGUCUGAUGUCAAACAAUUCAGCUCCAACUCCAAAUAUGUCAAAGCCAUGGAGAUGUAUUGGCCAAACAAAGAAGAUGUGUGUACACGUGGAGGGAUUUUAUUCUGUUGAAACCAAAACCAGUAAUCUGCCAUAUCAAAAGCACCAAAGCCAGAUAUCUGUCACCUGUGCCACCUCAACACCACCUUUGCUCUCACCAGUCAUGACCUCAGUUUAACGCCAACUGUGCCUCAAACUAGAACCAAUGACCAUUGGAGGUUUUCUAUGGAAGAGGAUGGGUGCCUGGAAGGUUUUUCAGUUGUUUUCAUUCAAACUAGUUUGACUGUAAACUAUUCACCUUCAACUCCAAAUACAACUUGCCAUCGAAUCAGAACCAAAGCUAGAUAUCUAAUAUCAGUCUUCAGUUAUUUGGUGGAUAGUUAUCAGGUAAAAGAAACCUAAAUGGAUGUUAUGUAUGCUGUUAUGUUUUCUUUUGUACAAAUUGAAAUUAAAUCACAUGGUAGUUUGAGUCUUUGUAAAAAAAAAAAAUCUAUGCAGUAAAAGACAUUUGGGGAGAUUGGGGAGCCAAAGCCAUUAGGGAUGUGAUUGGUUUAAUUUGGGUGAAAUUGUUAUACUUUCACUACUUAAAUCAAAGCUGCCUUCUUUUCAUUAAAUAUCGUCACAUUUUGCACUAUAAAUCGAUUUAUAAUGUUCGUACCAGAUAGUUACUCAUUUGUAGCGUUUUGCUUGUAUAUUUCUGAUUCCUUGUUGAGAAAAUGCAUAAUGUAUCCCAGGUCCAGUAGAUCUAUUGCUUGUUUAGAUCACAAGGCCACUUGUAUGUUACAUGUUACAUAUCCGAUAUGCUACAUUAAUAGGCAAAUACUCACUUGUUCACUUCGGCUCAGGUUGUGUUGUUGCAUAAUCUUCUGACACAGCGUGUGUCUCAGCUGUUUGAUGAAACACUGAAAAAGUGUAAACAUUAAAGAAGCGGGCUACUCUGCAAACCAGAAACAAUUAUGAAGUAUUCACAGCAGCUCAAACUCCUAGCAAUUAUGAUCACUGAAAAGUGCUGGUUAUUUUAUACUUUUGUACCAUUUUAUCCAAAUAUCACUGGCUUUUUGUUUUAAAGCUUAAUAAAAAAAAAUUUUGUAAACAA
Messenger RNA from Engraulis encrasicolus (European anchovy), 2643 nucleotides. It is a transcript of the gene serinc2, whose product is annotated as serine incorporator 2. The record is from RefSeq and is a predicted model, not a curated record. The transcript is spliced from 10 exons. Gene Ontology annotation, cellular component: membrane. The coding region runs from base 70 to 1437 and encodes 455 amino acids. Lineage: Eukaryota; Metazoa; Chordata; Actinopteri; Clupeiformes; Engraulidae.